Messenger RNA from Bipolaris sorokiniana ND90Pr, 1515 nucleotides. RefSeq lists its product as uncharacterized. The coding region runs from base 237 to 1277 and encodes 346 amino acids. Gene Ontology annotation, biological process: transcription initiation at RNA polymerase II promoter. The record is from RefSeq and is a predicted model, not a curated record. NCBI's taxonomy places the organism in Eukaryota, Fungi, Ascomycota, Dothideomycetes, Pleosporales, Pleosporaceae. Gene Ontology annotation, molecular function: protein heterodimerization activity. Gene Ontology annotation, cellular component: transcription factor TFIID complex. The transcript is spliced from 2 exons.
CACGACGCCAGCAAACAAAGUGAAGGAACAAUAACAUCGAUCGAUCGCCGAAUCUCUCGCACAUUCACGUCCGGUUUAAUCGCAGGUGCAUGCUCUUGCAGUCCAUGCCAUCUCUCACGCUCGACUGCGCGCCCAUCGACCGAUAACUUUACCAUCCUCGCGUACACGCAUCCGGCCUGCGACAUCACCAACCCCCCCUCCCCCCCAAACACCAAACCCGGGACCACCAGCAGCAUAUGCCAGGCAUCAUACUCUCUCCCAGCGCCAGCAGCGAGGGCGCAACCGCAGGCAUGAAGCGAGCGCAUGUGGCGGACAACGCGCCAACACAUGGGGAGCCGCAGCAGAGGAAGCGGCGAGUCGUGCAUGCACUGCACCACACGCAGCCAGUCCAGCACAUUGUCGACCCUGUCAGCGCCGAGUUUGAUAGCUUUGGUGAAAGCAAGGACUUUUUCGACCAGCAAUUGCGGCGCGCAAUAGCGAUACAAUGCAAGAGCAUGGGAUUCGAGGGUGCGCGCCCGGACGCGCUGGAGCAGUUCCGGGCGCUGGUUGAUUCCUACAUGAGCCACUUUCUAAGCCAAGUGCACAAGUCCAUGACCAGUUCGCGCCGCACCGAAACAGUGGCACACGACUGGAUAUACGCGCUUGCAUCUUCGGGUCUUCGCGGAUCUGCACCCCUUGACCAACAUUUUGAUACUGGUGAAAUCCCUCCAUCGCUACUACAGCCCUACUUUGCACCUCCCGUGCCCCCAGAAGCCCCACCUCCGGACACCGAGUCCUUGUUAGGCCCCGAGUUGUCGGGCAAGGCAGACAAGGAGACGCGCCCUUAUAUCCCAAAACACUUUCCUGGCUUCCCUUCCAAGCACACAUAUUCUGCGACACCAGUCUUCACCAACCGUGAACACGAUCCGCGAAAGAUUCGGGAAAAGGCAACAGAAGAGGGCAUCUUGGCCGAACAGAGUCUUAGAAAGCUCAUGGCAGCACAAAAAGCGGGCGUCCAGAAGCAGAAUGUGGGCAAGCGGAAGCGAAGUAAACGCAUGAAAGAGAGCGACAAGCUAUGGCAAGCAGCUAUGACAGAUUUGUUGAACGAGGAGCACCAGCGCGAAAAGGACGAGGAGCGACGACAAGCACAGAUGGAUCUGGAUGAGGAUGAUGGUUGGAAUACAUCACAUAAUGCCCCAACACGGCAGCCCACAACUGAUCGUAAUGUCAAUUUGGAAGAAGGCGUCCACGUCAACUACGAGCGCAAAUACUGGAGAAAAUUCGGGAGCGGCGUUUAAUACCUGUCAUCACGUCGGCUCUAAGCAGUAGCACAUUGUGAGAAAGAAAGAAAAAGCAUCUUGAAAGCAUUUUGGUAGCGAGGCGUUUGGGUAUUCGGGCAUUCCCGCCUUGGAGAUAUGAAGGCACGUUUGGGGCAUUUCACCGGCGUUGAUCACGUUUUUUGUUCACUUUCUUGUGGGACGUUGUACUAUAGUUGCUUGUCCCAUGGGAGCGGCAUCGAGGGCCAUUGAUGCGUCG